Messenger RNA from Effrenium voratum, 282 nucleotides. NCBI's taxonomy places the organism in Eukaryota, Dinophyceae, Suessiales, Symbiodiniaceae. The record is from the annotation of a GenBank genome assembly.
AUGGGUGAUGUGGACCGAUCUCCGGACAUCUAUCUUUGCGACGAAAAGGAGACCAUGAUCUACCACUGGUCUGGCACGGAGGCCGGCAUGCUGGCGUCUCCGUACAAUUCCGUGACCGAUGUCAUUGUCACCACGGAUCGCGUGUUCCUGUGGCAGCGCCCGCUCUACAAGGCCGAACGGGGAGCCUUGAGCGCUAGCCUCAACCUGCGGACGUCGGUGGGUCAAGAUGUUCACACAGAAUUUAUGGCGAAGCAAGCGGCCGCCACAGUUACCAUCCAAUGA